UAACCGGAAGUCGUCUCCCCGCUCGCUUGUUGUGGAGGGAAGCUGUUAGCAUCGUUAGCUCCGUUAGCUCGGUGUGUUUGAGAGAGAGUUUACUGAAGUUUUUUCUUGUCAUAUAUCAUCUCCAUCAUGGCGUACCAGCUGUACAGAAACACCACUCUGGGAAACAGUCUCCAGGAGAGUCUGGACGAGCUCAUUCAGACUCAACAGAUCACUCCUCAGCUCGCUCUCCAGGUUCUCCUUCAGUUUGAUAAAGCGAUCAACACGGCGCUCGCCAACCGCGUCCGAAACAGAGUGAACUUCAGGGGUUUUCUGAACAUUUACCGGUUCUCUGUGGUUCUGUGA
Molecule: messenger RNA, 342 nt
Organism: Notothenia coriiceps (black rockcod)
Lineage: Eukaryota; Metazoa; Chordata; Actinopteri; Perciformes; Nototheniidae
Gene: gtf2a2
Product: general transcription factor IIA, 2
Exons: 3
Coding region: 127-342 (71 amino acids)
Biological process (GO): transcription initiation at RNA polymerase II promoter
Cellular component (GO): transcription factor TFIIA complex
Source: RefSeq, a predicted model, not a curated record